AUGAGUGAUCUCGGCGGGACAAUCGCAUUCUCCAUAAUCGCUACUACGAUCAACGCGACUCGUGUUCCAGCCUUGAACUACGCCAGGGCGCAACCUAUGCCUGCUAACAAGCAUGGAUCCUCCUCGAAGAGCCACUUUGGCGGGGAAUCUCCGGAUACUAACGACUACAACUGCCAAUUCUGCGGGGUACCUCUAGCUGAUCGGCCCGAUGUGAAGAUAUGUCGACACUAUCAACGCCAUUACCAAGCACAGAACCAGCAGGAGGAAGCUACGCAAAGUACCAGCAGCGCCGCGGAGAAGACGGUGAGAACGGGGCAAGGCAAGGAGGCAUUUUGGUACCCUUCUUCGAGCUCACCGCCCCCACCCCAUUACUACCCUGGUAUGAUAAAACUCCUGCAGCGGGCUUUGAAGCAGUUACAAGCCAAGGGCCAAACAAGACGUGCAGUACUUUGCUACGAACAAGCGGUUUAUAUCCCGAGGGAAACUUGGGACGCCACCUGGGGAUGCGGGAACUUCUUGAUGGCUUGUGCUGCUCUGAUGGACCAGCAGCUACAACCUCUCUACUUUCCGUUUCUUGAUUCACCUAUCUCCCCUGGUGUGAGAAAUCUUCAGCGUUGGAUUGAGAAUGCUUGGAAAGAUGGCAAGUGCUUACGACGGCUUGUUGACGCCGGCUUUGACGAAGAAGGCCGCAAGGAGUUGAAGAACUUGGUGAAUACCAGGAAAUGGAUAGGCACGUCAGAUCUAUGGGUGGCAUUCACUUACCGCCGUAUACCUGCAGAGUUGGUGGAGUUCAAACUAGAAUCUUCAGGCGUCCAGCCUCUAAUCGACUGGAUAGUUGCAUAUUUCUCUUCAAGCAGUCUAUCGCAAAUGAAGGACUUCGAUGCUCGCAAAUAUAUCGAAGGUGUACCUCAAGGAGAGGCAGUCAGAAUCACUGAAAGGAUGCCCAUCAUUCUCCAGCAUCAAGGCCAUUCGAGGACGAUCGUGGGAUACGAAGUCACGAAGAAGGGAGAAGUCAAUUUGUUGACCUUCGACCCCUCCAGAGUCCCGAAACCCGCCUUACGUCGGGCAGCAUUAUCUCUAUGGGGCGGCAACCCAGACGCAUCUUCGCGAAGCGAUGGCCCUUUAACAAAGCAUCGCAGUAUACGUGAUUUCUUUAGUCCAGCUUCCCGUGCCUCAUCGCAUCAAAAGCGGAAGCCAUCUCUUGAAUCAUCCCCCGUCGAACAAAAGCGGUCACGACAGGAUAGCACCGUACCUGCCGCUACUAGAGCUAACACGUCGGGCGCAGCGGCCAAACCACCAGUGAAUGGGUCAGGGCAGAGUAACUUGAUCAACUUGGUAGACGACCAUGACGAGGAGAAGGCGGAGGUGGAGGUGGUAGGAACGAAUGCACCCACGAAAGGGACCAAGAAGCAAGCCAAGACCGAGCAAACGAAGCUCGAUGGCCUGGUGGAGAAAAUGCCGCCCAGCCAGGUCCUCGUCUCCUUUCGGUUGGAGUCUAAGAAACUCGGGAACAAGAAGGAAUACCAGAUCUUAUAUUUCCCAAUGACCGCACCGUUGACGGAGAAAGAACAGAAUGCGAGGAAGGUCGUGCGCAGUACCAGAUAUUGCUAA
Pleurotus ostreatus (oyster mushroom) is the source of this 1611-nucleotide messenger RNA. RefSeq lists its product as uncharacterized. NCBI's taxonomy places the organism in Eukaryota, Fungi, Basidiomycota, Agaricomycetes, Agaricales, Pleurotaceae. The transcript has 11 exons. The coding region runs from base 1 to 1611 and encodes 536 amino acids. The record is from RefSeq and is a predicted model, not a curated record.